AUGGAUACCAGUAUAGUGGAUGAAGCCUCCUCUCCAUCCUCUUCAUCCUGCUCCUCAAAUGAUGAGAUGUAUGAUGUGUUCUUGAGCUUUAUCGGCGUAGACUCACGCAAGACCUUCACGGACCACCUCUACUGGACAUUGAAAGACGCUAGAGUCGACGUCUUUAUUGCUGAGAAUAAACUAAGAGGACCAAAACUGAUGCAAGCAAUUGAACAAUCCAGAAUCGCUGUCAUCAUCUUCUCAAGUUGGUAUGUAUUUUCCAUAGGGUGUCUUCGGGAGCUGGAGAAGAUCAUGGAGUGUAGAAGAACAUUAGGGCAAAUGGUUUUGCCAAUUUUCUAUCAUGCUGAUCCUAAAGAUGUCGGGAGACAAAUCGAUAGUUUUCCAGUGCACGACCGUGGAGUUAAAGUUUGGGAAGAAAUGAUGCGGUCAUGGAGAAAGUCUCUAAUUGAAGCUACAAAUUUGUGCGGCCUUGUUUAUACGAAGAGUGAUGGGUAUGAAGGAAUGUUUAUCAGAAAAAUUGUUGACGAGAUCACCAGAAAACUGAAGAGCACAUGCGUAGACGUAGUCACCAAACAAAUGUUGGAGGCCCAAAUGAUACACGCAUUCGACUCCGAGGCAAACGGCCCUCCCCUCUCAAAGUCAACAAAGAGUGGGUCAAGACAAAGAAGCAUCACUUUCCAGGCGCCGAUUUCGCAGCACGGAUUGAAAGCGUACGGGAUUGGGAUAUUGGACUGGGAGAAGGAGGAGGCGACGAGUUUGAAGCGGGGUGAGAUGAUCGAUCGAAAACUGAUUAGAUCAAGACCAAACGAAAUCCCAAAACACCAAGGUGGUCUUGGCAGCCAUGGGAGGCUUGGAAAUUGGAAGGUCGCUUGUGUUCUUGAUGGGUUUCAGCUUCGUAUCUGA
Messenger RNA from Prunus armeniaca (apricot), 903 nucleotides. The record is from the annotation of a GenBank genome assembly. Lineage: Eukaryota; Viridiplantae; Streptophyta; Magnoliopsida; Rosales; Rosaceae.